UCCGGAUUCACUUUAUCCGCUGAAAGCGGAAUGGCCCGGCGCGGGCCUUGGAGUGCGCGGGGAAGACGCAUGACAGAGAAGGAUGAGGCCUAGGACUCGGCUUCUGACCGCGGUGCUUUUCGGCGAUGCGGUCGCGCUCCUGGUGCAGAUCCCCGCGAGCACGGAGGACGAGGAGGGCGCUUGGUAUUUGCGCUGGGACGCUUUGGCGGAGAGCGGGGAGCACUUUGCCCAGGGCCUCCGCGAGCGACUCGGGGGGCGAGGUCUGCGGCUGCACCUGGACUUCGGGCUGUCCAGCUGGGUGCCGAUGUUCAGCGGGGAGAAGUACCUGGCGCUGGGCGCGGCGGGUGGCCCCAGCAGCUUCGUGGAGUGGCGGCACCUGGUCGGGCAUCUCUACGCGCUGGUGGCCAGCUACCGCCCGGACCGGGCGCUGCAGCUGGAGCUGGCGCCCUUUGCCGCAAACGGCGCCGGCCAGGUGGGCCUUUUCCUGUUGCAAUCGCCCAGUCCGCAGAUGUGGAGGUUCCUACCGCAGUCCAUCCAGGAGGCAUGGCUGCGUUUCCCCAAGUUCCGCGCCCACGUGCUGCUGCACGACGUGUCCGGCUGGGACGUGCCGCUGUGGCGGCGGCACCUGGGAAAAGCCUUCGGGGCCUUGGGGGGCUUCCACUGGUGCGGCACAGUGAACCGCAACCCAGAGCUCAACCCGAGACUCGCGGAGCGCCGGCAGAACGACAACUACUUCAACAAGGUUUUCACAAUGCUUGACGUGGCAAAGCACCAGGGCUACCGGUGGGUGGUCAAGUUGGACGACGACAUAUUCCUGCCGCCUUUCUCGUUGAUGUCGCUGGUGCGCAGUGGGCCCCUGGGAGACUAUUUGGGCUGCGGCGCGGUGCUGCCGCUCACGCAGAAUGGGAUCCCCUCCGCAGAGAUCUUCGCGCGCGCGUGGCUGCAGGAGGAAGACCGGGAGGCGCUCUUCCGGUGCUUCGCCGGGAGCUCGGGGCAGUUCUGCCUGCCGGGGAGUCUGAUGACCUGCUGCUGGAAGGCACAGCCGGAGCUGGGGAUACCGGAGGUUCCGGUCCCGGACCCCUGGGACGAGAUCUCCUGGUACGGAGAGGUGGCGGCACGUUUCGACCUGAAGUGGCACAAGAACCACCCUGUCUCGGGGAAUCUCAGCUGCAUGCUGCUGGCCUUGAGCCUGUCCUUGAAGGGGAUCGACGCCAAAUGGCUGCUGCCCUUUCAUGACAAGGCCAACAUCAUCGUCGACGGGGAGUUCAGCUACCCCUACUUCGCCAACAACAUCUUCUUGAUGCAGACGGAGCGAUAUGUCCGGGUCUUGCAGCACCCCAGCUGCUGCUCUGGCACGGACGAGCGCGCCAUGAACCGGCUCCUGCACGAGGAGAGGGUCCCCUUGUGCUUCAACCAGGAAACGUUUGGAGUUCACCCCGCCUGGGGCAACUUCGGGCAGACCUUGAAGAAUGCCAUCGAGGCUGACACUGUGGAAGCGCUGCGGCGCUUCAUGCCGGAGGCAUUCUUCGCGGUGAGUGACGAGCCCGAAGAGGUGGAGCGGUUCAACCGCAUGCUGGACCUUUGCGCUGCGGCGGAGGACUUCCAUGGGGCGGAGCGGGUCUUGCAGCGGCUGGUGAAGGAAUCGACGCCCAACAGCCUGAGCUUCGCACUGGUGGUCUGCGCCUCUGCAGAAGCCCGAGACUUGGCGAGGGCGGAGCACUGGCUGAGAAGGUUCUACGCGGAGCUGGGCCCGGAGAGCUGGCAGCAUCCCAAGGUGGCCCAAAGCUUACAGGCCGCCGGGGCCAGGAGCCUGGCCGACGCCGCCGCGUCCUUCGGCGCCGGCGGCGCAAGCGCCGCGCCUCUCGGCGCGCGGCGCCGCUUCGAGGCGCUGCUGGAGGGGAACAGCGACCGGGAGGAGAUCGAGCGGGUCUUCCACGAAGCACUGCAGGAAUGGGAGCACAGCAGCACCGCCCGCAAGCACCUGUACCAAGAGUACUUGGCCUUUCUGGUGCGUGGGAAAGAGAAGGAGCAGGUGCAAAGUCGCUUGCAGGAGAUGGCGGCCUUGGGGUUCCCUCCGGACGCCAUCAGUUUCGGGGUCCUCAUCAACGCGGUGGCGGAGAAAGGCAAAGACGUGGCCUACGCCCGGGACCUUUUCCGCCAGGCGGAGGAGAGCGGUGUCAAACCCACGCUGCCGCUGCUCAAUUCCAUGCUGAAGGUGUGUGCGAGAGCGGCAGACGUGGAGAGUGCGAAGGCCUGGUUUCAGAAGAUCCACUCGGCCUCCUUGAAGCCCAACAUCUUGUCCUUCAACCAUCUGCUGGCCGCCUGCGCCACCUCCAGCAUGUCCGAAGCGCAGGAGAUCCUGAAGACCAUGCGCGCCAAUGGUUUGGAGCCCGACGGCUUCAGCUACGGCAGCCUCGUGAAGGCUGCUGCACGCGGCGAGGAGGCGGAACUGUGGCUGCGAAAAGCCGGGGAGGCAGGCGUGCAGGCCGAUGCCGGCAUGUACGUGGCGGCCAUGCGGGCCUACUUUCAGCAACCCAAGGAGGUGAAGCGCCUCUUCGAGGAGAUGCGGGACCGAGUGCCGCCCACCGAACAGGCGUGGCUGGCGUUGGCCUAUGCGCACGCCACCGAGGGUGAGGUGGAGCGGGCGGAGGACGCCGUCUUCGCAGUCCGCAAGACCUGGGGGGACCGCGCGGAGCUCGGGACGUGCCUGCUCUUCGCCUACGCCAAGAAGACGAUGGGCCAGCGGAGCCGGAAGGCCGAGGUGGAGUUUCGGCGGCUGGCGAAGCACUCGGCGCCGUCUGCGCAGGCACUACGGUACCUGCGCCAGGCCAUGGGCGACAAAGCCGCCGGGGCGCUCUUGCGCGAGCUGGGCCUGGCCGAGGCGGAGUGA
Messenger RNA from Effrenium voratum, 2890 nucleotides. NCBI's taxonomy places the organism in Eukaryota, Dinophyceae, Suessiales, Symbiodiniaceae. The record is from the annotation of a GenBank genome assembly.